This is a messenger RNA of Tarenaya hassleriana, 1707 nucleotides long. RefSeq names its product aldehyde dehydrogenase family 3 member F1-like. Lineage: Eukaryota; Viridiplantae; Streptophyta; Magnoliopsida; Brassicales; Cleomaceae. Gene Ontology annotation, molecular function: aldehyde dehydrogenase (NAD+) activity. Gene Ontology annotation, biological process: aldehyde metabolic process. Gene Ontology annotation, cellular component: cytoplasm. The record is from RefSeq and is a predicted model, not a curated record. The coding region runs from base 16 to 1554 and encodes 512 amino acids. The transcript has 11 exons.
UACGUAUAAGUGUGUAUGUACAGACGCAGACAUACACAUGUGAAAGUUGAAGAGAAGAAAAUCAGUUUGGAACCUGGGAAAAUGGAAAGUAUGGGAAACUUGGAGACGGAAGUGGAGGAGGCAAAGGAAUACUACAAGACGGGAAAAACAAGAGAUUUUUCGUGGAGAAAGACACAGCUCAAAGGGAUUCAGAAUCUUCUCAGAGAUCAAGAAUCCGAGUUUUUCGAGGCUCUCAGACAAGAUUUGGGGAAACACCAUGUCGAAGCCUUCAGAGAUGAGAUCGGAACCACAAUGAAGUCUGCUAAUUAUGCUUUGGCAAAUCUCAAACAUUGGAUGUCAAACAAAAAGGCGGAAUUGCCGAUCAUAGCGCUUCUCUCGUCGGCGGAAGUAUCUCCUGAGCCUCUUGGACUUGUUCUUGUCAUGUCCUCUUGGAACAUUCCUAUAGGACUUUGCUUAGAGCCGCUGAUCGGAGCGUUAGCCGCCGGAAACGCGGUGGUCCUAAAACCGUCGGAGCUGUCGCCGUCUUGUUCUUCCCUUCUCGCUAAGACGAUACCCAAGUAUCUCGAUGGAAAAGCGGUUAAGGUUGUCGAAGGAGGUCCCGAUGUCGGAGAACGUCUCCUGCAACGGAAAUGGGACAAGAUUUUCUUCACGGGAAGCGCGAGGGUCGGACGGAUUGUCUUGUCGGCUGCAGCUGAGCAUCUUACUCCGGUGACUCUCGAGCUCGGCGGAAAAUGCCCUGCAAUCAUCGAUUCUCUAACUCGGUCGUGGGAUCAACAGGUGGCUGCAAACCGCAUGAUCGGGGCGAAAUUUGGAUCGUGUGCGGGUCAAGCGUGUAUAGCCGUUGAUUAUGCGCUCGUCGAGAAGGCGUACGCUCCAACAUUGAUCGAAUUGAUGAAGAGGGGAGUCGAGAAAAUGUUCGGAGAAAACCCGAGAAAGUCGAAUAGCAUCGGGAGAAUAGGUCAUAUGAACAACUUCUUGAGGUUGAAGAGUCUACUUGAAGACGAAAGAAUCAAGGAAUGUAUCGUUCAUGGAGGUUCGGUCGACGCGGAGAAUAUGUUCAUCGAGCCGACGAUCUUGCUUGAUCCACCACUCGAUUCGAAGGUCAUGACAGAAGAAAUUUUCGGUCCGGUGCUUCCGAUAAUCACUCUGAAGAAGAUCGAAGACAGUAUCGAGUUCAUAAGCUCGAGGUCCAAACCCCUUGCGAUAUACGCAUUCACGAAUGACGAGAAGUUCAAGAAACGAUUACUCUCAGAGACAUCUUCAGGAAGCUUAAUCUUCAACGACGCCAUUAUUCAAUACGCAGCGGAUACGCUCCCAUUCGGGGGGGUCGGGGAGAGCGGGAUAGGAAAGUACCACGGGAAAUACUCGUUCGAGGCGUUCAGCCACUAUAAGGCCGUCGCAUAUAGAAGCUUCUUGACGGAUUUCUGGUUCAGAUUUCCGCCAUGGAACGACAACAAGCUCGAGCUCUUUCGGACAGCUUAUAACUACGACUAUGUCGGCAUGCUUCUUGUGAUCCUUGGACUCAAACGGUCCACCAAAACACACCUCCAAUGAAGCUUCCUUAAGUUACGUUCCGCAUAUGAUUUAUGAAAUAAUAUGCCUGUUUGUUGUUAUUAUUGUAAAAAUAAUGUUUUUUUUUAAGCCUGUGUGGAGUUUGUAUAUUUAAUAUGUGAUGUAUAUUUUAUGAAAAAGUAUGUUUAUGCGUGA